CGGCUCCCCGCAUUUCGCGCCCGUAGGAGGCGGAUGGCGGCCAUGCCGGGUAGAGGCCGCCCUCGGGGCCAGAAGAGAAAAAGAAAUUGGAAUACAGAAUAUCCAUCAUUUCCAGGAGAGAGUUCACUGAAUUUUAGAAGAGUGGGUCCCAGGACAGUGGGUACGACUUCUUCCCUCUCGGAAGCAUGGCUCAGGUGUGGAGAAGGAUUUUUGGACACUUCUGGGACUCCGGCAUUAGCUGAAAAGACAACUACUCUGGGAAAGCACCUUGAAUUACCCCCUGUGCUUCUAAAAGAAGCUACCACUUCUAAGAGUACCAGCAAUAUAACACGGAUUUUGAGUGAAAAUGAAUCACAAAGAGAUACUGGACAUCGUUCUCAUAUAGACAGAUUUCAUAGCAGGAAUAUUUUGUGUUCAGAAGAUGGGACCAAUGAGGAUAAAAUGCACCUUAUUGACUGGGAAACUGACAGUGACAAGGAAGAAGCUAUCAACUGUAAUGACCCUGAAGACAUUGAGAGUGCAGUGGAAAUUUCAGACUGUGUCUCUUGUGCCAGCAGUCCUUCUUUGACAUGUGAAGACAGGCUAUCUGAGUUUCCAAAAAGUUCUACAGAAAUUUUGGAGUAUUCAUCAGAUAGUGAGAAAGAAGAUAAUUCGGAAAAUAUCCUGUUCCUUGAUUCUGAAUCUUCUCAUAGAUACCACGUGGAUUUGGGAUCAGCUGAAAGUCAAGUUAUGGAGCAACUGAAAAAUCCAAGGGGGAAUUCCACAGAGACUACUUUGUGUACACUCCAGAAACAGACCAAGUGUUCAAGAACUCAAGAAUAUUCUGCAAAGAAGAAAUUUUUAAGGUAUAAAGUUUGCAUCAUCUGA
This is a messenger RNA of Suncus etruscus (white-toothed pygmy shrew), 867 nucleotides long. RefSeq names its product DNA repair-scaffolding protein-like. The transcript is spliced from 7 exons. Gene Ontology annotation, cellular component: nucleoplasm; nuclear chromosome. The record is from RefSeq and is a predicted model, not a curated record. The coding region runs from base 34 to 867 and encodes 277 amino acids. Gene Ontology annotation, biological process: double-strand break repair via homologous recombination; regulation of establishment of protein localization to chromosome. Lineage: Eukaryota; Metazoa; Chordata; Mammalia; Eulipotyphla; Soricidae.